Molecule: messenger RNA, 1482 nt
Organism: Saccostrea echinata
Lineage: Eukaryota; Metazoa; Mollusca; Bivalvia; Ostreida; Ostreidae
Product: leukocyte elastase inhibitor-like
Exons: 1
Coding region: 238-1359 (373 amino acids)
Molecular function (GO): serine-type endopeptidase inhibitor activity
Source: RefSeq, a predicted model, not a curated record
CAACGUUUUAUUAUAGGACAGGUAGGCAGAAUGUGCAGUUAAAAAUAACAUUCGGUUAAAUUAUAACCUGAAUUACGCUCUAUAAAAGUGGCAAACAGAGAAGACGUAAUUUUUGUGUGAAUUCCCACGAGCAGUUUCCUUCUUCGCAUCAAGGAAGAAAGGAUUGAACAACUGAACGUGUGUAGACAUAUUGUGUAAGAUUUCUCAACAUUACUUUGUUUGGUAAAUUAAUUAAGAAUGGAAGGUGCCGUAACAGACUUUUCUUUUCGGCUAUACAAAGUUUUGUCCGAGGGAAAUGGAAAUUUGUUCCUGUCUCCGUACAGCGUGUCGGCCGCCUUAAUGUUAACUAUGCUGGGUACCAAAGGGGAAUCUGAAGCUCAAGUUAAACAGGUUUUGGGUCUCUCCGGAAUUCCUGAUCCACACAAGGCGUACAAGAAACUACAUUCUACUCUGACUGGGAAAUCUAAAGAAGGGGCCAAGCUGGCCAUUGCUAAUAGAAUAUUUUCGAAACUCGGACUGGAUAUCAGAGAGUCUUACAAGAAGGAAUCGUUAGAAUAUUAUAACAGCGAGAUGGAGCUGUUAGAUUUUGUAGGAAAUCCGGAAGGGUCAAGAACCAGAAUAAACACGUGGGUUGAAGAACAGACUAAUAAUAAAAUCAAGGAUCUGAUUCCCGCAGGGGGGAUUAAUGCUUUGUCUUUGAUUGUCUUGACAAAUGCAAUUUACUUUAAAGGCGAUUGGGAAAAUGCAUUUCAGUCAUCAAAAACAAAACGUGAAAAAUUUCACAUUUCCGAGACAGAAUCGGAAAUGGUUGAUAUGAUGCAUAUGGAAAAGAAGAAAUGGCUAUUCAGUGUUUCUGAAUCGUUAGACUGCAAAAUGUUGAAUCUUCCGUACAAAGGAGAAGAACUGAGCAUGCUCAUAGUUCUUCCAAAUAAAAUAGACGGGCUGUCCAAAUUAGAAUCAAGCCUCACCUCGGAAACAUUUCAAGAACUAUCAAAAGAAUUUUUUCGAGAGGAUGUAAUCGUCUCCAUUCCAAAAUUUAAACUUGAGAGUUCAUUUGAGCUCGAUAAAGUUCUUGCCGGAAUGGGUAUCACCGACAUUUUCUCCAAAAAAGCCGACUUCAGCGCCAUGAUGGAUAAUCCGCCAGAGGGCACUUUUGUAUCUGACGUCAUUCACAAAGCAUUCGUUGAAGUUAACGAAGAAGGUACGGAGGCCGCAGCGGCUACGGCUGUUAUGAUGAGACUGAUGUGCAUGCCAAUGGAGCCCAUAGUGUUUAAGGCAGAUCACCCCUUCUUGUUCCUCAUCAGGGAAAAUUCUACCGGAACAGUAUUGUUCAUUGGUCGCUUCAGUAAACCAGCUUAAUAAUCGUACAUAUGUAUUUUUAACAUGACUUCAUUAGACAAUGAAUCUUUGUAUAAUAUAUAUCAAGUCUAUAAUUUAUGUAUUUGUAUAUCAUUCUUUUAGCGGAUAAACCAUAUAAUUGGG